Messenger RNA from Megachile rotundata (alfalfa leafcutting bee), 1979 nucleotides. RefSeq names its product Tryptophanyl-tRNA synthetase (gene TrpRS). Gene Ontology annotation, cellular component: cytoplasm. Gene Ontology annotation, molecular function: ATP binding; tryptophan-tRNA ligase activity. Gene Ontology annotation, biological process: tryptophanyl-tRNA aminoacylation. Lineage: Eukaryota; Metazoa; Arthropoda; Insecta; Hymenoptera; Megachilidae. The record is from RefSeq and is a predicted model, not a curated record.
AUGGUGGUCAAGACAUGCAAUAGAUAAAAGAGGUGAUGAUGUAGGACAUUAUAAAAAGUGUACAAAGUAAAACGUCGCUGGGUAUAUGUGGUUGACGUCAUGAAAGUUACAAAUGCGCAUGCAUUUUGCUCAUCGAGCGAAUAAUAAGUAGUUAUUCGCAUAAUUCAAAAACGCUUUUAAUUAAGGUACAAGUACAAUAUUUGUUAUACUGAAGAUAAGUAAAUAUAAUAACAAGUAUCAUAGCACCUUUGUGAAACUGUUACCUUGACCGUACAAAUGCGUGCGCAGAAAAGUUACUGCAUCGAGAUUACAGAGCGACAUAACCUCGAAAACUUUGUAACCGAACCUGCCUAGCACAUGAAUCAUACUAACAUAUUUUUGGUAUAAAUCUACGUUCAAUCGUACUUAACGAAUCGGAAGUAAAUAAGAACUAAAAAAAUAUGACAACGGAAAAUGUAGAAAUUGAUACAUUAACGUUAAAUGGAAGAACGGAUGAGGAAGAUAUUGUAACACCUUGGGAUGUUGCAAGUAAAAAUGAUACCGGAAUUGACUAUGACAAACUAAUUCAAAAAUUUGGAAGUUCAAAAAUCGACGAGGAAUUAUUAGCCAGGUUCGAGAAAAUCACAGGAGAAAAACCACAUCAUUUUCUUAGAAGAGGAAUAUUCUUUUCGCAUAGAGAUAUGCAUACUAUAUUAAAUCUUUAUGAACAAGGAAAAUCGUUUUACCUUUAUACUGGAAGAGGCCCUAGUUCAGAUUCUAUGCACUUAGGACAUCUUAUACCAUUCAUGUUUUGCAAAUGGUUACAAGAUGUAUUUCAUGUUCCAUUGGUUAUUCAGUUAACUGAUGAUGAAAAAGCAAUAUGGAAAAACAUAAAAGUAGAGGAUGCAAUUAAAUUGGCCUAUAAUAAUGCUAAGGAUAUUAUCGCCCUUGGAUUUAAACCAGAAAACACAUUCAUUUUUUCCAAUUUGGAACAUAUUGGAAAUAACCCUGCAUUUUACCAAAAUAUGAUUAGGAUACAAAGAAGUGUUACAUUUAACCAAGUAAAGGGUAUUUUUGGAUUUGGAGAUAGUGAUCCUAUUGGAAAAAUUGCAUUUCCACCUACCCAAGCUGCUCCAGCAAUUUCUGGGACCUUUCCUUUUAUAUUUAAAGCUGCAAAAGUUCAUUGUUUAAUUCCAUGUGCUAUAGAUCAAGACCCUUAUUUCAGAAUGACAAGAGAUGUUACACCAAAAAUUGGUUACCCCAAACCAGCUCUGUUACAUUCUGUAUUCUUUCCAGCCUUACAAGGCUCAAAAACAAAAAUGUCUGCUAGUGAUACUAAUAGUGCAAUAUUUUUGACAGACACUGCUAAACAAAUAAAAAACAAAGUUAACAAACAUGCAUUCUCAGGAGGACAAGCUACUGUCGAAGAACAUAGACAAUUAGGUGGCAAUUGUGAAGUAGAUAUAGCAUACCAGUGGUUAAGAUUUUUCCUUGAAGAUGAUGAAAAACUAGAGCAACUUAGAAAAGACUAUACAAGUGGAGAAAUUUUAACAGGAGAGCUUAAAAAGGAAUUGAUUAAUGUUCUACAACCUUUGGUUGCUGCACAUCAAGAAGCUAGAAGUAAAUUAACAGAUGAAACAGUUAAACAGUAUAUGGUUCCUAGAGAUCUUGGUUUUGUAACAAAAGUUAAUUCCAGUAUCGCGCGCAAGUUAAUUUUACUUUGGGAUCCUGUAUGAUUGCCCAGGCUUGAGCGGAAAUCGUGGGCUUUUGAUUGGUGGAUUAUGACGCCAUAAAACAUGCUAUUAAUAACCAACGCAUGCGCAGAAAUUUACCCAGUGUAUAUCCGCCAUUCAUGCAAGUCGAUUUCGUUAGUUCUGUGUGUUGAGCCUAGCAAAGGAACAUGGUGAUAGUGAUAUGAAACAAGUCUAUUAGCAAUACCACGCUCUACACAUAUAUACUUUCGCAAAGUAACGAUGAUAUUUGGUCACGACCUUCCUACG